AUGUAUUUAACAUGCUGAAUACACAUUUAACAUGCUACAUUUUUUACACGUUAAAUACGUGUCGUUUACGUGUUUAAAGUGUUGUUGACAUGUAAAAAAAAUUCAUGUGUUUUUGACCCUUUGGGCCUUCCAUAGUGUGGCGUGCACCUGCUCGUACAAACGUCUGACUAAACACGAGUUAUUUUUCACGCCUUGUGCUUAAAAGUUAAAAUAUACAUAGUUAUGUGUCAAAAUCAUAGACUGUAAAAAAACAUGGAUGUUGUGUCCGUGACGUCACCCGUAGACUCCUGAUGAGCGUUUUUGAAGCUCAAAGUGGGCGGAGCGGCCCGUCGUCAUCUUGGCAGCAUGUAACUGCGCGUCACUCCCGAAUAAUUGAAAAUGGGCUAAAAAUUCACCCCCUUACAGUUGCACGAAGGGCGAAAUUAACUAUAUAGACCAGUAGUUUUUGAACCAGGCUGUAAAGGUUUUUUUCUGUAAAGUUGGGAAUUUUAACAUGGAGAGUCUAUGGGAUUGACUCCCUUUUGGAGCCAGCCUCUAGCGGCCAGUCGAUGAAUUACAGUUUUAGUCACUUCCAUGCAGGCUUCACGAGAGAGAGCAGGAGGUUGCCACUCGGUCGAAAUCCCCGUCUUUUGUUCAGGAGAAGCACUGUCGUCAUGGCCUCGAUCUCGAAGUGGUACGCGGGGAAGAACGUGCUGAUCACCGGAGCCACGGGCUUCAUGGGGAAGGUGCUGAUGGAGAAGCUGCUGCGCUCCUGUCCGGACGUCAAGGCCCUCUACAUCCUCGUCCGGCCCAAAGCGGGUCAGUCCAUGUCCGAGCGCGUCCGGGACAUGAUGAAGUGUAAGGUGAGCACUCACAGGGUCACAUUUAUUCACCAUCCUUCUCUUUACAACUUGGAGAGAAAUUUUUUAAAGGUGUUUUCUGAAAAAAAAAAAAAAAAAA
Carassius auratus (goldfish) is the source of this 939-nucleotide messenger RNA. Its product is annotated as putative fatty acyl-CoA reductase CG5065. The record is from RefSeq and is a predicted model, not a curated record. Lineage: Eukaryota; Metazoa; Chordata; Actinopteri; Cypriniformes; Cyprinidae. Gene Ontology annotation, cellular component: peroxisome. The transcript is spliced from 2 exons. Gene Ontology annotation, molecular function: alcohol-forming very long-chain fatty acyl-CoA reductase (NADP+) activity. Gene Ontology annotation, biological process: long-chain fatty-acyl-CoA metabolic process. The annotation marks the transcript as partial.